Molecule: messenger RNA, 839 nt
Organism: Fusarium oxysporum Fo47
Lineage: Eukaryota; Fungi; Ascomycota; Sordariomycetes; Hypocreales; Nectriaceae
Exons: 1
Coding region: 54-695 (213 amino acids)
Source: RefSeq, a predicted model, not a curated record
CAUAUUCAUAUCGGGCAACAAAAUCACCAGAUCAAUGAUAAUGGUCUUCCAGCAUGGAUCAGUCUCUGUGCGAUACGUGCGCCAGGAUGAAUAUUGAAGAGCUUGUCUCUCAGCAUGGCUUUGCGCUACAUAAGAACUUGCUCAAUCUCUACAAGUCUGUGAGGACAUGCCGGUUGUGUCGUCAUGUACUUAGUAGCUUGAAGCCUCUUCUACCGCUCGACUUGAGAAGCCUACCUUGUCGCCAUGCAAUGAGACAUCUGAGCUCGGAAAGCUCAAGAUCUUCUCUUUCGGAAUCGAAUCAAAAGCUGUUAGCCACUCAACAGGCUCGAGCCUUUUAUGGACAACAUAACCACCCGAAACACGGCUUGACCAUAGUAGUUUCGGACGUCGACUCGGAAGCUCCCAGCAAGCGCGAACGAAGCAUUCCCUGGCUUUUGAUGAGGACCCUUCCCGGAGAUCCCGCCCAGCGCUCAGGCACCAAGACAGCUCGACUGAUACCAGAAAGCACGUCUAGCUUGACUUCGGCUGUUCAUGCUUUGGAGUGGCUCAAGGAAUGCCUUCUCAGCAAGGAUUGCUUUGAAGGUUGUACACAUAUCAUAGACAACGAUCUUCAGAAGUGUCUGGCGAAGACGCAUGGCAAUAACAAAAAGUUGGAAUCACUUUCCCUGUCAGAGGGGCUUGGUGUAUCGCUGUAGUAGGUGUGAAAUUUCGUGGUGAGAUCUGAGAGGGAGGGGCGCCAGAAAUAGGCGCUCGACAGAUCGCGCAUAGGAAGUAAAUAAGUCGAAAUAGGAAGUAUUAGAUAAGCUUAUUCUCGAUGGACUUCCAUGGGAUCAUUUAUU